UUAAUUCUGCUGAUAAUGUUUCUCCUGAGUGUCUGAAUAAUCACUUGUGGAAUUUUUUUUUCCCCUAUAGGUAUACAGGCUGACUUAAACGAGGUGAUAAAUAAUGUUGCAAAGGAAAAAUCAGUUCAGGUCAUGGCGACACACCGAUAUCUCUAUUUGAUUUCUGAAACAAUGAAAAAACAUGCACCUUCUCAGCAAAAUUUGGAUCAAUUAUAUACCAAAACUGAAAAACCAAAAACAAAAGUCAACACAGAGAUAUAUAAGAUGUCCUCACUGGAACCUCAGCAUGCAUCAUUAGUAAAUGACCUCUGGAGCUUUGGGGGAAAUGAGAGGAGCCUGAAAUUCAUCCAGCGUUGUAUCCAGCACUUCCCCAGCUACUGCCUGCUGGGGCCAGAGGGGACACCAGUGUCCUGGAUAAUGGACCAGACGGGAGAAUUGAGGAUGGCAGGAACCCUGCCCAAGUAUCGAAGACAGGGCCUAAUGUCCCAUGUUGUCUACCACCAGAUCCAGGAUGUGGACAAAAUGGGCUAUCCUAUGUAUGGCCACAUUGCUAAGGACAACCUCCACAUGCAAGAGAUAAGCCAUAAAUUGAAACAGAUUCGUGCCUCCUACCAGUGGCAGCAGUGGAACUGUGAGCCUCUCGGGGGUUCUGCACCCAAGGAGAGCGAAAGUCAGAGCAAGAGUGAGGGUGGCAGUGCGGGCAGGGCGUAGGCUUCUUCUCCAGAGGAAUCUGGGAUUGUGGAGGGAUGGAUGGAUGGAGUGUUAAGUAUAUGUAACUGAUGGGCCUCUCAUUGUAGAGUAUCAAGCUUAAGUAGGACACACUGAUUUCCUUGUAUAAAUCUCAUCAUGAUAUCAAGA
Molecule: messenger RNA, 858 nt
Organism: Phascolarctos cinereus (koala)
Lineage: Eukaryota; Metazoa; Chordata; Mammalia; Diprotodontia; Phascolarctidae
Product: glycine N-acyltransferase-like
Cellular component (GO): mitochondrion
Molecular function (GO): glycine N-acyltransferase activity
Source: RefSeq, a predicted model, not a curated record